AUGAAGGCGGAUAAUAUGUUUGAUUUGAUCGAUAAAACGAAUAAUAAAAUUUAUGGAAAACUAUUAAACGCCCAUGACGAAAUUAUCAAGCAGAACAAUAUAGCACCUUAUAAAUACGCAUUCCCCGGUAUGGACGGCAUCGCAUCAACAUACAAAGAUUUCACGAUUAACAUAAUCCUCGCACAAAUAAACGCACCACCUAAAUAUCUCACAAAUUUAAAGAAAAAUAGGAUUGUGCCUGACAUUGCCAAUGCAAAGAAACUUAAAGAUGUAGGCACUGAUUGA
Messenger RNA from Sclerotinia sclerotiorum 1980 UF-70, 285 nucleotides. RefSeq lists its product with no specific name. The coding region runs from base 1 to 285 and encodes 94 amino acids. NCBI's taxonomy places the organism in Eukaryota, Fungi, Ascomycota, Leotiomycetes, Helotiales, Sclerotiniaceae. The record is from RefSeq and is a predicted model, not a curated record. The transcript is spliced from 2 exons.